AUAUAUAUGUGGAGUCCUCAAAAAUAAACGUUUUCAAUUUUCACUACUAUGGAAGAAAUGAACAAAUUGUACAUUACUUUGUUUUAAUCAUAAUCUCUGUACUUUGGGCUUUACAUCGUGUUUUGAAUGGAAAUAUUGUAAGGCAUGGUUGGCUGCGAAGUAUGCAGGGAUUGGUUACCCAAGACGAGGCAACGGAUGACCAAUAGGAGUGCCCUUCCCUCUUAUCUACUUGUAUUGCGAUUGGUUGUAAAUAUAAUACUUGACCUUGAGUCCUCGUUCUUACUAGCACGCAACACUUGUGUGAUCACACUGCUAACGUGCGCUUUGCUCUCUGUUUCAGAUCAUUGCUUGACGAGUGGGAUUACAUAAAUGGCGAGCCUGCCAACGAAAAAACUUUCUUCUUCUAAGUCUCGACCCAAUGAGGCUUCCAAGAACACUUCUCCUGUCAAACAGACAGCAUCUCACGAGGUGGAUCAAUUGGCUGAAGUGAGGGCUCCAGCUUUUCAGUCAAAUCAGCCUGCUUCGCGAUAUGUCCAUCCCUUGCCGCAUACACUGGAGGUGGGUGAUGAUUUCGAGCUGUGGUCGGACAAGGUGUGCCGAUACAUUGAUCUGAUGAACGUGCCUCACCCGAACGCAUUCGUCAUCGAUUCUGUUGGACGGUCCUUGGAAAUGUACACAAUUGGUUUGGAUUACGUGCAUAUGCCCUUGACCACCCUGUUGAGUACUCUAAGAGCACGUAUAGUGCCACCAAUACCUCCCAUUGAAGCGCUGAAAAGAUUCAGCGAGUGCAACCAGAGACAAGGUGAAUCUAUCAACCAGUUCACCUUACGUCUCCGCAAGCUUGCGCGUCAAGCUAUGCAGGACAAGACACAUUCAGAGGUUGAAAGCGCUAUAUAUUCCAAGUUCUUGCAGGGCGUCGACGUCCGUUACAGGAAGGACUUCAACUUGCACACUCCAGCAUCCAUGACAGAAGCGGAAGCUAGGGCACGCCUAAUGGAAAGCCUGGAAGAGCCAGGAACCACAUGCCCACAAGUAAACGCAAUGGGAUAUCAGCACACAACAACAAAGCAUGCACAGAAUCCUACACCACCGUGGAAAGGACGCCCACAGUCGCAAUCCACUUCAAGAAACGAUUGCUACUACUGCAGGCGGUUUGGUAAGCUUGCUAGGAGUUGUGGUCACAAUGCAGGUGAGUCACAUGUCGAUAUGAAUUGUGUGCCUACUGUAAACCUAAUCGGUGUCACCUCCUCCCCGAAAGUUGUAGGUUAUAUAGGCGGGAAAAAGUGUGUUAUGUUAGUUGACUCAGGAGCAACUUGUUCUGUCGUACAUUCCUCAUGUGUUCCAGAGACGUUUAGGCCAACAAUAGGGACUCACAAUUUGCGGCUUACGACAGCCAAUGGAGAUUGCAUGCAAUCCCAGGGACUGGUCCUGCUGCCACUUAAAUUGGGAACACUGUCACUUCAACACAAUUUCAUCAUUUUUACCCGGGUGCCGUGGCAGGUAAUCUUGGGAGUCGACCUCCUGGAAAAGCUGUCGGGAAUAAUAGAUUGUAGUCAUAGGACUCUUAUACUGAAGGACUGUUCCAUCCCAUUUAUUGUAGGGAACGACAAAGAGCACGGCACUUUUGGCGUGCAGGGAGAUGCUAAGAGUGAGAAACAGCGAAUGCUGACGACUAUAGAACCCCUACCAUCGGAAACGGCUGCCAACUUUAAUAAAAUGUUAGACAAAUAUGAGGACUGUUUUGACUGGGAUGGAAAAAGCCCGGGAAGAACAAAACUGGUCCAACAUCACAUAGAAACGGGUAACGCCCCACCUUGUAGACAACCUGCACGGCGAGUACCUGCACAUUACCAGAAGGAGCUUAACAGGUUAGUUGAUGAACUGUUAGAGAAAAAUGUCAUCAAACCAUCCGUAUCUCCAUGGGCUUCACCGGUAGUUUUAGUUAAGAAAUCGAAUGGGACACUCCGGUUGUGUGUAGAUUAUCGUAAGUUAAACCUGUUAACUAGACGAGACUGCUUUCCCCUUCCACGCAUAGACGACACUUUUGAUGCCUUAGAGGGUCGAAUUGGUUUACCACUCUAGAUCUGGCAUCGGGAUAUUGGCAGGUUGAAGUACACCCAGAUGACAGGCAAAAGACAGCAUUCAUUGUACAAGCAGGCCUGUAUGAGUUUGAAACAAUGCCGUUUGGGUUAGUCAAUGCCCCAGCAACAUUCCAACGCCUCAUGCAAACGGUCUUGAGUGAUUGCAUACCAGGUAAGUGUUUGGUAUAUUUAGAUGAUGUUAUCAUACAUAGUAAGACGUUGACCGAACAUUUAAGUGAUAUUUCCGAAGUAUUAGAACGGAUGCAGACCGUUGGGUUAAAACUGAACCCAUCGAAAUGUCAAUUCUUCAGGAAAGAAGUGUGUUUCUUAGGUCACAUUGUUUCAGCCGAAGGCAUUAAAUGUGAUCCAGCAAAAGUUCAGGAAGUUAAAGACUGGCCGCUCCCAAACUCAGCCCCCGAGUUACAUAGUUUUUUAGGGUUAGCCUCGUAUUAUCGACGUUUUGUACUUAACUUCUCUUUCCUUGCAGCUCCUCUAUUCGACAUUCUUAAGAAGAAAGACUACAAUUGGACAGCAUCAGCGACGGAAGCCUUCGAAAGACUAAAAAACUGUUUAUGUAGCCCCCCUAUCCUAGCGUAUCCCAAUGUUUCUGACCAGGCAGGUCCAUUCAUCCUAGAUACAGAUGCUAGCGACUCUGGUAUCGGGGCAGUUUUGUCUCAAAAAGACGCAGAUGGAGUAGAAAAGGUGAUAGCCUAUGCAAGUCGAGCACUCAACAAGAGUGAGAAGAAUUACUGCACCACGCGGAAAGAAAUGCUGGCACUGGUCAAUUUUGUUAAACACUUUAGGGCAUAUCUCCUCGGUAGACAUUUCAUUGUACGCACUGAUCACAAAGCCCUUAGCUGGCUACAUAACUUCAAAGAAGCUGAGGGUCAGAUUGCCAGAUGGCAAGAACACCUACAAGAGUAUGACUUCGAAUGCAUGCAUAGACCGGGUAAGAAUCAUGGAAAUGCAGAUGCGUUGUCAAGAAAACCUCUUAGGUAUCACGGUGACUGCCCAUCAUGCACCGAAGCACAAGUUUCGCUGCUCCAACUAGAGGCUCAUACUUCAUAUAGUUGGCCUGAACUUCAGUCUUCAGACCCUGAACUGGCCUUGAUUUACGAACGUGUUCGAAAUGGAGGCGAACGACCGACAACCCAGGAAAUAAGUAAGCUUGGAUGGGAAACCCGGUGUUUAUGGUCUCUGUGGGAUAAUCUGAAAAUUGUCGAUGACAUCCUCUACUACCAACAUGGACCCACUUAUACUCGUCGCGUUGUGGCUCCACAGUCGGCACUACCCACAGUACUAUUGUCAUUACACCAGCAGUUAGGCCACGCGGGCUCAGGGAAAAUGAUUGAAGCGGCUAAAAGACGUUAUUGGUGGCCUCACCAGAGGAAAGACAUCAUAGAUUUCUGUGACUCCUGCGAGGUAUGCCAAACUAUUAAGGCUCCGCACAAAUAUAAUAAGGCACCCUUAGAACCCAUUAUAGCUGGCCAUCCGAAUGACUUAGUACAAAUAGACUUGGUUGGACCUCUCCCAGUAACUUCCAGAAAUAAUAACUAUAUUUUAGUCAUGGUAGACCAUUUUACCAAAUGGUGCGAGGCUAUUGCGAUCCCACAGAUUGAUGCUGUAACCAUCGCAGAGUCAAUUUUUGACCACUGGGUCAGCCGUUGGGGGGCACCACUUCAACUGCAUUCAGAUCGAGGAUCCAACUUUGAAAGUAUCGUUGUCAGCGAACUCUGUCGUAUAAUGGGUAUCCGGAAGACACGCACUACCGCGUACCACCCACAGGGAAAUGGCUUGGUUGAACGCACCAAUCGGACACUUAAAGCCCUCUUGCAGGCAUUUGUAGAUCAAAACAACCCCAGGGAAUGGGACCGAUCACUCUCACAGUGCUUAAUGGCAUACAGAGCAAGCAUUCACAAAGCUACGCGUCAAACGCCUCAUUAUAUGGUCACUGGAAGAGAACUCCGGUUGCCAAUCGAUCUGACUUCAAACACACUAGGAGAGGAUACACUGAUUGCAUCUGAACACGUAAUCAGACUUCGACGAAACCUGAACAAGGUACAUCAGAUGACUAGGGAUAUACUCCAAACAAACCAGAGGUACCAGAAAGAAUACUAUGAUAGGAAAGCACAUGGAUCACCAGUCGAGCCAGGAGACAAGGUGAUGCUACUUAAGGAGGCACCACCUAAAGGGAAAGCUCUUAAAUUCCAUAAACGCUGGGAAGGACCAUUCACUGUAGUAGAGGUACUAAGUGACUGCACCUGUAGGAUUCAGGAACCGAAUUCCUCUCAUAGUCUAGUCACACACUUCAAUAGACUAAAACCUUUUCGACAACAGGCCUUAGAGCAGACAAGUCCCGCAGGAACAGUCACCUAGCACUGCGGACAGUGCUCCUAUGGGAGAGGGGGUAGUGUAAGGCAUGGUAAGUUUGGCGGUUUUCUAAUGUUCAAACCAUGCUUGUCUACUUUCAGGUUGGCUGCGAAGUAUGCAGGGAUUGGUUACCCAAGACGAGGCAACGGAUGACCAAUAGGAGUGCCCUUCCCUCUUAUCUACUUGUAUUGCGAUUGGUUGUAAAUAUAAUACUUGACCUUGAGUCCUCGUUCUUACUAGCACGCAACACUUGUGUGAUCACACUGCUAACGUGCGCUUUGCUCUCUGUUUCAGAUCAUUGCUUGACGAGUGGGAUUACAAUAUAGUUCUGCUUUCGACUCUCUGUCUUCUCCACCAUCUCAACUGCCAUCGAUCAAUUCUAACCACCUGCUUUCUAUCUCAAGUUUUGCAGGAGCGCCGUAGUUUCUUCCUACGUACUUUGGUCUACCCCUGGUAACAUCAACAUUGGAGAAUUACUAAUGGAGCGGUCUCUUCGCAAUACCUCUGGAGUCUAUUACGUUAAUUGUGGAUUUUGGACCUUGUAAAUACACAGGUAACAAAACUUUAUUAUAUUCUUCCAGUAACUUAACUGAUUUGGAAUUUUAUUUCCUAUUUAAAUUUGGGAUACUAAGCUAACAGACUCUAAGGUACCUUAGAGUGGUGGACUCCACCACAAAAUUAGUGGUCCCGUUUAGGACACGGAUUAUUUUCACGUACCUAUAUACUUAUUUUUACCAUUUUGUAUAUUCAUUGUGAUUUUGUGUGUGGUCUUAUAUUUGUGUCCUAUUUUGCACUAACAUUCUCAAAUCUAUAAUGUCGUCACGUCAGUCUGGUACCUCAACCGAGCAGACAACUAGUAACGCGACAAAUGCCACAAUAGAUGCCAUCACUUAUUUCUGUUUACCGCAGUACGGUUUCGCAGAACCCAGGAUUUGGUUUGCAGCAAUUGAGCCGUUGCUAGAAGCACGGGGCGUCGGUGGCACAGUGGUUAGGUCUCUCGCCGACCAUGCACAUGGUCCGAGGUUCGAUCUCCUGCCUGCAAAAUUUGGGCUACCGAUAUCCAUGCUGAAAAUUUCAUACUUGUACCAAAAAUACAGUGUGGAAUCAAGCUGCAAUC
Molecule: messenger RNA, 5568 nt
Organism: Trichobilharzia regenti
Lineage: Eukaryota; Metazoa; Platyhelminthes; Trematoda; Strigeidida; Schistosomatidae
Source: the annotation of a GenBank genome assembly